AUGGAUUUUAUAAGUAAGAAAAUGGUUCAGACCACGCUGAACUUCGACCAAUGGCAGCAACAGCCAAAACACCGCUCUCCUCGCUAUAAACCCACCUUGAGCUGUGCUGCUAAUCUGAAGUAUGAUGCUGACAAAGUGGAAGACCCGCCUGCUCACUCCAGGUCUGCUCUUAAACAAGCCGCUCACGAAACCAUUUCUAUCCUGCCUAACGUUCUUGCUACCACCCCUCAUGCCCCGCCACAUGGCCAUCUCUAUUGUGACCCUCCAACUCUGGCAUCAAAAUACUGUCCUCGCUUCCCACCCACCACCAUCCGCAUUCUCAACUCAGAUACCCUAGACUCCGCCAUCGGCCUUGCGGAAUGUUCCCAAUACAUAUCCUUCCGUGACAAAAAACCUGUUUGCGUUCUCAAUAUGGCGAAUGCAUGCAACGCGGGAGGAGGUUGGAAGCGCGGAGCUCUAGCACAAGAAGAAACACUCUGCUAUCGAAGCAGUCUCAGCUUUACCCUAAAGUUGCGCUACUAUCCUAUUCCGGAGCUUGCCGCAAUAUAUUCGCCAACAGUGGUGGUAAUACGCAAGAGUAUUAAAGACGGGCAUGGCCUACUACCAUUAGAUGACCCGGGAAACUUACCAGUUGUGAGCGUGAUUAGCGUUGCAGCGCUAUGUAGACCUUCUGUAGAAGCCGUUCCCACGUCCCCAGGUUCCAAAGUAUCACGGAGAGAGAGGUACACGUACCGGCAAGAUAGAAAGAUUACAAAAGAGAAAAUGAGGCUUAUUUUGAGAACGGCGGCUAUCAACGGCCACCGACGUUUGAUUCUGGGCGCUCUAGGCUGUGGUGCGUUUCUAAAUCCGCGAGAAGAGGUAGCAGACUGUUGGGCAGAGGUUCUUACGGAGGAAGAGUUUAGUGGAGGAUGGUGGGAGAGCAUCAUUUUUGCGGUGAUGGACGACCUCGGUCAGGGAGAACAGGGAGAUGGGAAUUAUGGGGUUUUCUAUCGAAAGCUCAACGGAAUGAUGGUCUAA
This is a messenger RNA of Ophidiomyces ophidiicola, 1017 nucleotides long. RefSeq lists its product as uncharacterized. The coding region runs from base 1 to 1017 and encodes 338 amino acids. The transcript is spliced from 2 exons. NCBI's taxonomy places the organism in Eukaryota, Fungi, Ascomycota, Eurotiomycetes, Onygenales, Onygenaceae. The record is from RefSeq and is a predicted model, not a curated record.